AUGAGCGAAAUCGAACUCAUCGGCUUCGAGGGCCGGUCUAUUCGCAUCAACACGGGCCUUUUUAUCAACAAUGAGUUUCAGCUAGCGACGGGAGGAUCACAGCUCGAGGUCGAGAAUCCCACCACAGGCAGCGUCCUUACAUCCAUCUCAGCCGCACAGCGAGAAGAUGUCGAUGCCGCCGUACGUGCUGCCAAAUCGGCAUUGCAAGGUCCAUGGGCAGCAGCAACUCCAGCUCGUCGGGGCCAGUUGCUAAACCGACUCGCCGACCUGAUCGAGCGGGAUGCGGAUGACCUUGCCAGCCUCGAGGCCCUGGAUGCGGGUGUCUUGUUCGGAGAGUCAAAGGGCCUCCAUAUUCCCCAAGCUACAGAGACACUCAGGUAUUUCGCUGGAUGGGCAGACAAAAUUGCUGGCCAGUUGUUGAGUAUCCCACAGGGAUAUGCGUACACACGGAGAGAGCCGCUCGGGGUGUGCGCUGCCGUUGUGCCUUGGAACGCACCAUUAAUGAUUACUAUAUGGAAGCUGGCUCCCGCAAUCGCAGCAGGCAAUGCAUUGAUCAUCAAGACACCAGAGCUCGCGCCUUUGUAUGCACAAAAGCUUGCUAGCCUCAUAAAAGAGGCAGGGUUCCCACCUGGUGUUCUGGCUAUCCUUUGCGGUUAUGGUGCAGUUGCUGGUCAGGCACUGGCCGAGCAUAAUGGGGUCAAGAAGAUUGCAUUCACGGGAAGCGCCCCCGUCGGCCGGGAGAUAUUGCGAGCUGCAGCGGGUUCGAACCUCAAGAAGGUGACCCUAGAACUAGGCGGCAAGAGCCCCUCAAUCGUGUUCUCUGAUGCUGAGCUGGACAAUGCUCUAUUCUGGACCACGUUAGGAUUCACAGCCAACAAUGGACAGGUUUGUGCGGCAGGGUCGCGCAUCUACGUCCAUGCAAACAUAUACGAUAAGUUCCUUCUCGCCUUCGCUGAGAAGUUGGCCCAUACCACCCCCGGAGAUCCUCUAUCGGGUAAGACAACCAAAGGUCCCGUUAUUAGCCAAAGACAGAGGGAGAAGAUUACCGAAUAUAUCCGCCACGCAAAGGAAUCUGGUAUCCGCCUGUUGGCUGGAGGAGCUGAGAUUCCCGGCAAUGGUAACUUUGUUCCCAAUGCUGCCUUCGCCGAUGUGCCUGAUGACGCGCGUAUCAUGCAAGAGGAGAUAUUUGGUCCUGUUGCCUCAAUUGCAAAGUUCAAUACUGAAGCCGAAGUGAUUAAGAAAGCCAAUGCCACCGAAUUCGGACUGAGUGCUGCUGUGUUCACGAAUGACGUUAACCGGGCACAGCGUGUUUCAGAAGCCCUGGAAUGUGGCCAAGUCACAAUUAACUGCUGGGGUAUGUUGCACGCCAACACUCCAUUUGGGGGAGUUAAGCAGUCUGGGUUUGGCCGUGAUAUGGGUGAAGAAGCAUUGGAAGCGUGGAUGUCGACAAAAACUGUCAAGUACUUUACUCUACCAACAGCUGAUGAGUAG
Messenger RNA from Penicillium crustosum, 1491 nucleotides. Its product is annotated as Aldehyde dehydrogenase N-terminal. The record is from RefSeq and is a predicted model, not a curated record. The transcript is spliced from 4 exons. NCBI's taxonomy places the organism in Eukaryota, Fungi, Ascomycota, Eurotiomycetes, Eurotiales, Aspergillaceae. Gene Ontology annotation, molecular function: aldehyde dehydrogenase (NAD+) activity. Bases 1 to 1491 code for a protein of 496 amino acids.